This is a messenger RNA of Pyrus x bretschneideri (Chinese white pear), 1949 nucleotides long. Its product is annotated as putative disease resistance protein RGA4. Gene Ontology annotation, molecular function: protein binding. NCBI's taxonomy places the organism in Eukaryota, Viridiplantae, Streptophyta, Magnoliopsida, Rosales, Rosaceae. The transcript is spliced from 3 exons. Bases 64 to 1422 code for a protein of 452 amino acids. The record is from RefSeq and is a predicted model, not a curated record.
GCACGGUCUUUUUUUCAAGAUUUGGAGAAAGACAGUGUUAGUGGUAAAAUUACAGGUUGCAAAAUGCAUGAUAUUGUUCAUGACUUUGUGCAAUCUCUCACCAAGGAUGAAUGUUUGAUCACUGAUGCGGAUUUUGACAGUGUAGUAAAGGGUUUGGGUGAAAAGGUUCGUCAUUUGACCUUAACCUUUUGGUUGCAAAGUGGUGAGUCACUGCCACUUCUACCUUCUAAUGCAUAUGACAAUUUCAAAAAUCUACGUUCGCUCUCAUGGUUUGGUUCAUUCUCUGGUAAGAUAGACUCAAAUUUUAUUCUACAACUGAAAUGUCUUAGGACAUUAAAUUUGAGUCACUGUGGCUUAAGUGAAGUCCCAAAGGAAAUUGGUGAAUUGAUACAUUUGAGGCAUGUUGAUUUGUCAGAGAAUUAUGGUUUGAAGAUAUUGCCGGACAGUAUCUGUGAGUUGUACAAUUUGUAUAUCUUGAAUCUCCAUGAUUGCUGGUCACUUGAAAAACUACCUGAUAACAUGGGAAAGUUGAUUAGCUUAAAGCACCUGUAUGUUGGGGUCUGUGAUAAGCUGGAGUACUUGCCAAAAGGAAUUCUCAGAUUAAAAAAAUUGAAAAGAAUUGAUGAGUGUGUUGUGGUUUGUGGUGAGGAUGAAGACAGAGCAGCAUUACAAGUGGGAGAUCUGAGAGUCUUGAACCUUGAGGGCAGUCUCACCAUAAAUUUGAAGGGGAAUGUGAACGACGAGAGGGAGCUUGAGAAGGCACAGUUGUGGCACAUGAAGAAACUCUUUCAUCUCAGAAUUACUUUUGAGGAUGUCUUUUACAAGCAGACAAAGAGCACAAUAGAAAUACUAAAUGCCUUACGACCGCACGAGAAUCUGGAAUCCUUAGAUAUUUCUUAUCAUUCAGGCACCACCUGCCCCAAUUGGAUGAUGUCUUUGCACAACUUAAGAAUCAUCUAUCUAUAUGGAUGGAGUGAAUGCAAGUUUUUGCCUCCUCUUGGGAAAUUGCCCUACCUUGAAAAGCUGACUCUGGUGCGUAUGAAGAAGGUGGAAAAGAUUGGUGGUGAAUUUUUGGGAAUAGUUGACUCAGAUGAAACGUCAUUGACAUCAUCAUCAUCCACCUCAUUUUUUCCAGAGUUGAAACAACUUGAAAUUAGUAACAUGUCAGGGUUGGAGGAGUGGGAAGUAGGCGUGGAAGGGUGGAACAAAGAGGAUUCUGAAAUUUCAAUCAUGCCAUGCCUUUCCUCUUUACAAAUUAAUUUCUGUAGAGGCAUAAAAACAGUGCCAGACUUCCUCUGCAAAACACCCCUGCAGGAUCUUGUCAUCAGGGGGUGUCCCAUGCUUUCAGAGCGCUGUAAACAAGACAGUGGAGAGGAGUGGCCCAAGAUUUCUCACAUCCCAAACAUCAAAAUCUCAAAAUAGAGAUACGAGUAAUGUGGAUCAACUGGUGAUUUGCGAGCUAGGCAUACAUAUUAAUCUUCUUUUAAAAGGGAUUCGGAAGAACCUAAAAGCGUGAUGUCGACCAUCAACAUACCAUUACUGAAUCUUCCCCACAAAUUUUGAUCAUCUUCACCUAAGCCAUGAGAACUUGCAGGCACUGGAAAGUGAUUCCUCAAAGCAUUCCUCUGCUGACUCCUCAUUGCUCGGACCUGCGCUUAAUGAUCCUUCAUGGCCAUAUUUCAACAGGUCAAACACAAUCAUGUGAACAGGGAAGCUAACUGCAUUUCACAUGGAUGUAGUUUGGUUUGAGGAGCUUUCAUGAUUGUAGAUCUCCUUGUAAAGGAUAGUCAUACUAUGUAAUUGUGGUGUGUAGAGUUCUUUUCUCCUUCGGUUGGGUUGAAAUCACUGACAAAGUUUUUACUGAGGUCCCCUUUCAGUGGUGCAUCCCAUCCUCUCUUGUACGUAUUCUCUCAUAACGCUAAUGAAUAUCGUACUUCUUUCCAACAAAA